CGGUGAAUAUCAAUUUGAUAAAUUUAUUUGUAGACUAGCAUAAAUCUUAAAAAAACAAUCAAACUUCUAUAAUUAGUUGGUUGGACCAUUUUAAAUUUGAUGCUCUUUGUCGAAUGUAAAAUAGCCAAUCAAACACCUAUAAAGCAUUAGGGUUAUAACAUUUCGCCAAACCAAAACAAAACAAAAAAACUAAGGCCAUGAAACGAAUUUCUCUAUCCCUUCUUCUCUUUCUCCUUCCUCUCUUAGCUUCAUGCACUAAAGAGAAACAGGUGUAUAUUGUUUAUUUUGGAGAACAUAAAGGUGAUAAAGCCUUUCAUGAAAUUGAAGCUCAUCAUCACUCUUAUCUUCAAUCUGUUAAAGAAUCCGAAGAAGAUGCCAAAUCUUCGCUAUUGUAUAGCUACAAGCAUAGCAUCAAUGGCUUCGCGGCUGAGCUAACACUGGACCAAGCCUCUAGACUCAAAGAACUCAAAGGAGUUAUAUCGGUAUUCAAGAGCGAUCCGAGAAAGUAUAAGAUCCAUACGACAAGAUCAUGGGAAUUUGUAGGGUUAAAGGAGGAAGAAGGCGAAGAUUAUCGUAGUGAUGGUGAUGCCCCACGUCACAAAUAUGAUGUGAGUGACCGGUUUCGUGUCGGAAGAAAGUUCUUGAAGAAUGCAAAACACGGCGAUGGGGUCAUAGUUGGUGUUAUCGAUAGUGGGGUGUGGCCAGAAUCAAGGAGUUUCGAUGACAAAGGAAUGGGACCAAUUCCAGAAUCUUGGAAAGGAAUCUGCCAAACCGGUGUUUCCUUCAACUCUUCCCACUGUAAUCGGAAAAUUAUCGGAGCAAGGUACUACGCAAGAGGGUACGAGAGAUAUUACGGACCGUUCAAUGCCGAAGCUAACAAAGACUUCUUGUCUCCACGAGACGCUGAUGGACAUGGUUCCCACACAGCUUCAACCGGCGUUGGUCGCCGAGUAAACGGUGUUUCUGCUCUCGGCGGUAUUGCUAUGGGCACGGCUUCAGGCGGCGCCUCAUUGGCUCGUCUUGCUGUUUACAAAGCUUGUUGGGCGAUUCCAAACACGGAAAAAUACGCCACAAACACUUGUUUUGAUGAAGAUAUGUUGGCUGCGUUUGACGAUGCGAUUGCUGAUGGUGUCAAUGUUAUCAGUAUUUCUAUUGGAGCGGUUGAACCUCAUACGUAUAUGGAGGAUGGAAUCGCGAUAGGAGCGUUACACGCGGUUAAAAGAGAUAUUGUGGUUGCGGCUAGCGCUGGAAAUGAUGGACCGGCGGGGCAAACUCUGUCGAAUCCAGCUCCGUGGAUUAUUACCGUGGGAGCUAGUAGUCUUGAUCGAUUUUUCGUAGGCCGUCUUGAACUUGGUGAUGGCUAUAUAUUCGAGUCGGACUCAUUAACAACAUUAAAGAUGGACAAUUUUGCUCCUCUAGUCUACGCUCCUGACGUGGUUGUUCCCGGCGUUUCAAGGAACGACGCAUUGCUAUGUUUACCGAAUUCACUUUCACCGGAUCUUGUGAGAGGUAAAGUGGUACUAUGUUUGAGAGGUUACGGUUCAGGUUCAACAAUUGGUAAAGGUAUUGAGGUAAAGCGAGCCGGAGGAGUUGGUAUGAUUUUAGCAAAUGCUCGGGAUAACGAUGCAUUCGACGUUGAGUCUCAUUUCGUACCAACUGUUUUGGUUUUCUCAUCCACGGUCGAUAGGAUUCUCGACUACAUCUACAAUACUUAUGAACCGGUUGCUUUCAUUAAACCGGCAGAAACCGUACUUUACCGAAACCAACCGGAAGAUUCAGUUUACCUAUACAAACCGGCUCCUUUUAUGACUAGUUUUUCUAGUAGAGGCCCAAAUUGGGUAGAUGCUAACAUUCUAAAGGUAAACUCUUUUGUUCUUGUGACUUCAAAUAUUUUUUUUCAACUCAACACAACCCUUUUUGUUGGUUUUUUACAGCCGGAUAUUAUUGCGCCAGGACUUAAUAUAUUAGCCGCGUGGAGUGGGGCGGAUUCAGCGAGCAAAGAUUCGAGAGACCGACGAGUUUUAGGUUAUAAUCUCGACUCAGGAACUUCUAUGUCUUGUCCUCAUGUUGCUGGUGCAAUUGCCCUUCUCAAAAGCAUGCACCCUUCAUGGAGUAGUGCUGCUAUAAGAUCUGCCCUCAUGACCACUGCUUCGAUGACCAACGAGGACAAUGAACCAAUCCAAGACUAUGAUGGUUCACCCGCAAACCCAUUUGCGCUUGGGUCAGGACAUUUUAGUCCAACAAAAGCUGCAUCUCCCGGUUUAGUCUACGAUGCAUCAUACCAAUCUUACCUUCUAUACUGUUGUUCGGUUGGUUUAACCAAUCUUGACCCGACAUUCAAAUGUCCAAGUAGAAUUCCUCCCGGUUAUAACCUAAAUUACCCGUCAAUCUCAAUUCCAUAUCUCACUGGAACAGUGGCCGUUACGAGGACGGUCACAUGUGUUGGACGACCGGGUAAUUCAACAAGCGUAUAUGUCUUCAACGCUCAACCGCCGUAUGGUGUCAUUGUUAAGGCUGAACCAAAUGUUUUGGUCUUUGAUCGGAUUGGUCAGAAGAAGCGGUUUAACAUCAUUUUUACGACACAGGGAUACGGGUUUACAGGUGAGGCUCGGAGGGAUCGAUAUCGGUUUGGAUGGUUUAGUUGGACCGAUGGACUUCAUGUUGUGAGGAGUCCAAUUUCUGUUUCCUUAGUUUGAUUCUUUCUUCUUUGGGUGGUUUUAGUAUUUUCGAAUUUUACUAGAGUGUGAUCACUGAUCAGUCGUUUCUAAUCAUUAUUUGGGUAACUGAAAGAAAGAAAUAAAACUCUGAAUCAUUAUCUAGCUCUCGUGUUAUAUUUUGAAUACAAAUGUACAUUUUAUUU
Molecule: messenger RNA, 2860 nt
Organism: Arabidopsis lyrata subsp. lyrata
Lineage: Eukaryota; Viridiplantae; Streptophyta; Magnoliopsida; Brassicales; Brassicaceae
Product: subtilisin-like protease SBT5.5
Exons: 8
Coding region: 198-2696 (832 amino acids)
Biological process (GO): proteolysis
Molecular function (GO): serine-type endopeptidase activity
Source: RefSeq, a predicted model, not a curated record